ACCAAUCAACAACAGAGGUCAAACUGCAGCCUUAACUGUCUCGAAAGUCAUUUAUUUAAACUGAAAUUUAGGGAAAAAAACUGUAAUUAUAAUAUAAAUAAAUGAACAAGAAAGGGUUAUCGAUUUUAAUGCGAGCUAAAAUGAGACCCAAUAAUGACCCAUCAAAGCUCUCUCCUUUCUCGCCUACUCUAUCUAAUGGGAUUAACCAAAUGAUGACUGAUCCUCCAAGAAAUCAACGGUCUACUGAUGAUUCACGCAGCAACUUCAGUGCUUCUGGGAAUCAUUACGAGAGGAAUUUUGAUAUAGUGAAGGACUCCAUGGGCUUGGCGAUAUCGCUGAACAAAACUGAAUCUUUGGAUGUUGUACUUGAUGAUUUCUCACAGGGUUAUUUUAGUCUUUCGAAUGAAAAUCGGAAGAAAUUGGUGAUUGUGCUUGCCAAAGAGUAUGAUCUUAAUAGGAUUCAAGUUCGUGAAUUAUUGAAGCAAUAUCUUGGACUUGAGCUUCGUAGUGGUAAUGAAGGUGAAUUGAGUAAUGUUGAUGACGAGAACAUGUUUUCUGCUUUUUAUCGGAUUGAGAGAAACUUGAGACAAGCUCUUAAGCCAACGUACAAUGUUCUUUUUGAACGACUUAAUAACUAUACUGGGGGAUUGAAGUUCUUGUCACUUCUUCGAGCGGAUAUUUUGUCUUUUCUUGGAGAGGAAAAUAUUGCCUUGUUGCGAGCAUUAGAUUCCUGCUUAAAGGAGAAACUUAGUACUUGGCUUAGUCCAGCUGUGUUGGAGCUUCAUCAGAUUACGUGGGAUGAUUCUGCUUCUUUGCUGGAGAAAAUUGUGACUUAUGAGGCAGUGCAUCCAAUCAGCAAUCUUUUGGAUCUUAAAAGAAGGUUGGGUGUUGGCCGCCGUUGUUUUGGAUAUUUCCAUCCAGCAAUACCAGGCGAGCCCCUUAUUUUCAUAGAAGUUGCACUUCUGAAGAAUGUGGCUCAGACAAUACAGGAAGUUUUGUUGGAUGUUCCUCCCAUACCUGAACAUGAGGCUGCUUGUGCAUUAUUUUAUUCUAUAUCGUCAACUCAGCCUGGCUUGGCAGGGAUCAAUCUAGGGAAGUUUCUUAUUAAACGCAUGAUUACAUUGGUGAAAAGAGAUAUGCCACAAAUAUCUACAUUUGCAACUCUAAGCCCAAUCCCCGGAUUCAUGCAAUGGUUGCUAUCUAAGUUGGCAUCUCAAUCAGUAAUUGCUAAAGUUGACAACAUGGAACAACCAACAGGUGGAUCUGGCUCCACUUUUCAGGAGAACUUACUCGAACCUGAUGAAGAAAGAAUGCUUUUGAAUUCUGCUCUGGAGACUUAUGCUGGAAAAAAUGGCAUGGAAGUGAUGCUAAACUUGCUGACAUCCAAAAACUAUGAGUGGACCAGUUCAGCCGAAUUACUUUCUGCCUUGAAGCCCCCUCUAAUGCGGCUGUGUGCCAGGUACCUUCUCCAAGAGAAGAAGAGAGGAAAAGCUCUAGAUUCCGUGGCAAAUUUUCACUUGCAAAAUGGAGCGAUGGUUGAAAGAUUAAAUUGGAUGGCAGACCGGUCAGAGAGAGGACUUCGUCAAAGUGGAGGUAUCAUGGUGAACUACGUGUACAGGGUCGAGUGCAUAGAACAAUAUGCUCAAUCAUAUUUCAGCACUGGGCAUAUACAUGCUUCAAGUGAUAUUCGCUACUAUAUCAUGGCACAGAAGGAACCUGAGGAGACCACCACAGCUUAACUUUGAGGGAUAAAAAUGCAGUAUAUAAUUUUGGUUCCAGUUUAGCUAUAUCUUGCACGUGUAGAUUACUAGAACGUGUUCAAGGAAGGACAGUUAGCUCAAUUUAUGGUAUUGGAUGAGCUUUGAUCACACAAGGCUCGCAAAGAUGCCAUACUUGUUCUGGAUUCGACCUCGGACAUUGAUGUUAUUACACGGUAUUCCUGUAACUUUCUACAUAUUGUUUUCAAAUUUCCUUGUAAUAUGAAACUAAAAACCAAUAAACUGUCUACAUUGUACACAGAUGGAACAUUAGAAAGCAUUACAAUAAAAACAUCUUUAGUGUAA
Molecule: messenger RNA, 2063 nt
Organism: Populus trichocarpa (black cottonwood)
Lineage: Eukaryota; Viridiplantae; Streptophyta; Magnoliopsida; Malpighiales; Salicaceae
Exons: 16
Coding region: 102-1739 (545 amino acids)
Biological process (GO): malonyl-CoA catabolic process; fatty acid biosynthetic process; positive regulation of fatty acid oxidation
Cellular component (GO): mitochondrial matrix; peroxisomal matrix
Molecular function (GO): malonyl-CoA decarboxylase activity
Source: RefSeq, a predicted model, not a curated record